Molecule: messenger RNA, 1398 nt
Organism: Symbiodinium sp. CCMP2592
Lineage: Eukaryota; Dinophyceae; Suessiales; Symbiodiniaceae
Source: the annotation of a GenBank genome assembly
AUGAAUGCCUGUGCUCCGUGGAAGGACAAUGUCGACGAUUUCGCUGCCGUCUACGAACCUUUGUCAAAGGACGGUGCUUUCAUUCCGUUCCGGCCGCGAGCUCCAGAGGACAUGCAGGAACCGCUGACCCCGGAGAGGUCGCUGGUGCGAUACGUGCCAGUUGCACCUCCUCGGGUCCGUCGGCUCGUCUCCGCGGUCAGGAGUAGAGAAGCUUUGAAACAGCGAGAAAUGGAUCGUCAAGUUCUCCCUUUUGCAGAUGCAAAGAACGUGGAGGACGAAUACCAUGAGAAGUGCCUGGAUGACGCAGGUCCAGGCUAUGCCGUGGAAAUCAAGCAAGACGUCGACACAGAGGCAGAAGAUUCCGAGGUGAGCACUGCGGAAGUCUUCAACGAUGCUCGGCCGACAUUUAGGGACUACAGCCGCCAGGCGCCUGACGGCUGUGUCCACUUGAUAGUUCCUUCCAAAGGACCCUUGUAUUCUCACGAUGAGCCGCCAGACUUUUUGCAACUUCCUGAGCCCAUCAAGCAGCGGACAGCUGGAGCUGCCCGUGUUGCAGCUGCUGCGAGGGCGUGGGCGGCGGCAUCUGCCCAUUCGCAUCCCCAUGGGCGGCAGGAGCAGUUGCCAGCGACCGCUCGGGGCGUUCCCUCACCACAGCACGCAGCUAUCGCCGAAGAGCUCAACUUCCGAGGUCCAGGUCCUGUGCCUCAGUUCGGGACUUCGGCGCGACCCUCCUCUCCGCAGGCAGAUCCUGGCCGACAGAGCCAGGUGGAGACUCGCCAGGCCGUAGCCGGACCAGCUGUGCUGGCGCUUCGCCGCAUGCGGAACCAAAUGUCGGCACUAGCUGAAGGGCGCCUACCUUGGCACUUCUCGCGUGAUCGGCCGAAUGAGGAGGCACAUGGAGCCGAACAUGUGCCACACCCGCCGCAGCAGCCCCCGACCGGUCAGAGAAGGCCGUUGCUGCCCAACCUGAGCCGGGUCGUUGGUUCAGCCGCAGGUACUUCGGCGGCACCUGCACAGAAUCAAGGAGCAGCAGCCGAUGGACUGCAGAUGCAGUCUUUGGUGCCGGCGCCACCCAGCCAGCCAAAGCCAACGUCCAAUUCCGCCAACAGUCGCUUCUGGAGAAGGCCUUGGCCGAGGAUGAACAUCAUGGGCACGCUCGGCUGGGGCGGGAGCGGCGGGAGCGUGAGCGGAAGUUCCAGCAACGGCGCCUCAUCCUCGCAAGCUCCUGCUUCGUCGGGAGCAGCUUCCAGUUCUGCAGGUCCCACCCUGCAGGCGGGAGAGCAAAGCAGGCCGGGGACGCAAGCCACGAACAGUGUUCCGCCGGGGGGGCAGCGCCACCACGCGGUGCAGGACCCGACGCCCUCCAGCGGCAGCUCGGCCAUGGCCAGUCCUCCCUGA